Molecule: messenger RNA, 929 nt
Organism: Drosophila rhopaloa
Lineage: Eukaryota; Metazoa; Arthropoda; Insecta; Diptera; Drosophilidae
Product: rhythmically expressed gene 2 protein
Exons: 1
Coding region: 42-782 (246 amino acids)
Source: RefSeq, a predicted model, not a curated record
AAUGCCCGUUGUAAAAUAGCUGGCUACACUGACGUGCCAAAAUGUCGUUGACUUCGCAAUUCGUUGCGAAUUUGAAACGCUUUCGCCUGGUGACCUUCGAUGUAACGGACACGCUGCUCCGCCUGGAGGAUCCGCUCCUUCGAUACCAUCGAACGGCGGAGGAGUUCGGGGUCACCGGAGUGGAUCGCCGUAAGUUGGAGCGAUGUUUCCGGAAGCAAUUCAAGGAAAUGAGCCGGGAGCAUCCAAACUUUGGCCGUUUCUCGCCAGGAUUGGAGUGGCAGCAGUGGUGGCUUCAAUUGGUGACCCAAACUUUCAGCUGCGUAGACCAGGGACUGGCUCCCGAGAAGCUGGAGGAGAUUGGCCGCCGACUAAUUGCCAUUUACCGGACCAAAGCCUGUUGGAAAAGUGUUGACGGAGCCCAGGAACUGGUGCAGUGCGUCCGCAACGCCGGCAAGUGCGUGGGCAUCAUAUCCAACUUUGACCCUUCACUUCCGAAAGUCCUCGACGCCAUGGACUUUGCCGGAAAGUUCGAUUUCAUCCUGACUUCGUACGAGGCGGGUGUUAUGAAACCCGAUCCCAGAAUCUUCGAAAUCCCCUUGAAAAGAUUGCAAAUCUCAGCGGAUCAGGCUCUGCAUAUCGGCAACAAACUGGAAUUUGACUACGAAGGCGCCCGGAAUUGCGGCUGGAGCGGAUUGCUGGUCAAUGGUGGUGGUAAUCAACACUCCUUUGCCACUCUAUCCAAUCUUUUGGAGGCCCUUCGAACCCAGGAGAUCCAAUGGUGAUCCACCAAAGAAACUCAGGAACCACGUUUUCUUUGAAUAGCUCAUGGCUGUUGUUAUUUUCGUAAAUUUCUUUCAGAAUAAGAAACAGAACAGGGUGUAUAGUUAAUGAGUUAAAACUAGUGUUAAAUAUAAAUACGCAAUAGCCUA